Hypoxylon fragiforme is the source of this 3057-nucleotide messenger RNA. RefSeq names its product PLC-like phosphodiesterase. Gene Ontology annotation, molecular function: calcium ion binding; phosphatidylinositol-4,5-bisphosphate phospholipase C activity. The coding region runs from base 1 to 3057 and encodes 1018 amino acids. Gene Ontology annotation, biological process: lipid metabolic process; phosphatidylinositol-mediated signaling. The record is from RefSeq and is a predicted model, not a curated record. NCBI's taxonomy places the organism in Eukaryota, Fungi, Ascomycota, Sordariomycetes, Xylariales, Hypoxylaceae. The transcript has a single exon.
AUGGCAGAAGCCUUAAGUAAUAGUCACUCUUCAGGAAAGGGUCUGAUUAGACGGCUUUCCAAUCGGGCGACCAAGUUUGCCAGCAGGACCCGGCGGCAGUCAGCAGCGACGCCUAUGAGUCGGGAGGGAAGUGUAGGUCCCGGUAUUCUCCGACGCAGAAGUGAUAGCACCAAUACGGCUCCCGCAGCGGAUACUGUCCUGCUGACGGAUUCUGACGAUGAAUUUCACGAUGAGAUGAACGAGAUGAAUUCUAUCUCCGGUGCUGAGAGCAUGGCACGAGACUUCUCAUCAGGUAGCGCUGCACCCUCGCUCGCAGGUUCCGCCUCCAUCACGGAUAUCCCUGCCGGUCCAGUUGUACCCAUGGCUUUAGUCAAAGGUACCUACCUGUACAAGAUAUCAAAGAAGAAGAAGUCCAAGCGGUUGCUCUUCAUUCUUGAAGCCGAUGCUGGCAAGAUCACAUGGGAAAAGGGCCGAUCAACCAAGUGCAUCUACAUAGAUGAUAUCAAGGAUGUCAGAAUAGGUUCUGAUAUUCGCCAGUAUCGUAUCGACUACGGUGUUGCCGAGUCGGAAGAAGGUCGUUUCUUUACCAUCUUCUACGCCAUCCCUGACAAGUCUAGGAGUAAAACCAUGCAUCUGAUUGCCGAAGACGAGGAGACUUUCGCACACUGGGUUAAUGCCCUGGACUCGAUAUCUAAACACCGAGAAGUGCACAUGGCCUCGUUAAUGGCGUUCAACGAUAGCGCUAUCCGUGGGUAUUGGAACGGCGAGAUGACAAAGCAGUUCGAGAAGAAGCAUCACUCUCUUGGUGAAGAGGAGAUGGAUUUCCCUGGUGUUGAACGGGUUUGCAGAAACCUCCACAUACACAUGGCCCAAAGGGAACUCCACGCAAAGUUCGCCAUAGCUGACACUACCAAAACGGGUAGACUAAACUUUCGCGAGUUCCAGGUCUUCGUCCGCGAGAUGAAACGGAGGGAAGAUAUUCGAUGUUUAUAUUUCAAGCUAGCCUCGGAUCCAGAGAGGGGAAUCACUUUAUCGGAAUUCAUUCGGUUUCUACGAGAUGAACAAGCAGAGGAUGUUGACAGCAACCUUGGGUUUUGGGAAGCCAAGUUCAUUCGGUAUGCGCACCGGACUGGUAGGUCGAGAAUCGAAACGGCUUCACUUCACCGUCUAGACAGGGACUCUAUUACCAUGAGCGAGCAAGCACUCGCAGCCUACCUUACCUCGAAAGACAACUUCCCACUCGUACGUGCGCCGCUAGACUAUCCACUCGACCGACCCUUCAACGAAUAUUUCAUAUCUAGCUCGCAUAAUACCUACCUAGUCGGCCGUCAGAUAGCAGACGUUGCCUCUAUCGAAGGCUACAUUUCGACUCUAGUCCGAGGUUGUCGUAGUGUCGAAAUUGACUGUUGGGACGGCUCCGACGGACAGCCGGUAGUUAAGCACGGCUACGCUAUGACGAAUGCCAUCUCAUUCCGAGAAGUCAUCAAUACUGUCAACAAGUACGCCUUCGUCGCAAGUCGUUUCCCAUUGUGGGUCUCCCUCGAGGUUCACUGCAACCCUCCACAGCAAGAGGUCAUGGCCGAUAUUAUGAAAGACAUCUUCGGCACCCGCCUUGUUACAGAGCCGUUGGACCCAUCUUCGACAAAGCUUCCGUCACCGUCAGAAUUGAAGGAUCGUAUCCUAGUCAAGGUAAAGGGAACGCAUCAAAGCCACGAACCACAGCGCAACGGCGGUGAGACUACGACGGGCCGUCGACGUGGAAACAGUCUCACAUCCCCAUUCUCCAAACCGGUACCAUCGGACAGCUCACCUAUCCCUGCUCAGUUCCUCACUAGUCCAUUAUUAGGUCCAGCCCCUCAGCCUCGACGCGCUUUGAUACCCAAACGCGUAGACACUAUCACUGAGGGUGAGGUCCACGACACGGUCAGUAGCAGCACGAGUGAAUGCGACAGCGAAGAGGAGAAGCGAGGGAAACGGAAGACGAGCAAGAUUGUCCAAAGUUUGGGCGAACUAGGCGUAUAUUGUAGCGGCGUCAAGUUCCAUGGCUUCGAAUCGGCAGACUGCAAAAAGAGCAAUCAUAUUUUGUCUUUUAUGGAAGGAACAUUUAGGAAGCACUCCAAAGCUUCUGACUCGAAAUUAGCCUUGACCCGCCACAACAUGCGUUAUAUGAUGCGGGUAUAUCCCCAAUACUCCCGUCUCUCGUCAGACAACUUUAACCCUCUGAUGUACUGGCGAAGAGGAGUGCAGAUGGCUGCGCUCAACUGGCAGACCUUUGACUUGGGUAUGCAGUUGAACCAAGCUAUGUUCGACGGCGGUAUUGACCAGUCCGGAUAUGUUCUAAAGCCUGCAUCGAUGCGUGAAAUACGGAUUUUACCUGAUGGGUUACCUGCUGAGGCUAUUGGUAAACUCGAGCGCCAGAAAAUGUCCUUUAAUAUCGACAUCAUCUCCGCGCAGCAACUUAUCCGGCCAUCAACCUUGGGUUCUAGCCGCACUCUGGACCCGUACGUCGAGAUCGAAAUCUUCCACACCAACGACAAGCGGGACAAGCACGAUAGCAUGGCCGGUAUCCCUCUUCUUACCGAUACUCCCCUCAAGUCGCAUACUUCGGUUGUAAAGGAGAACGGCUUCAACCCGGUGUUUAAUCACAAAGCCCACUUUCAUGUCACCGCUAAGCACCCCGAGUUGGUCUUUGUUAGAUUCAGCGUAAAGCUAUCUAACGAUGGAGAAAACUCCUCGGGCCGCAAUGCUACUAUUGCAACCUAUACAGCCAAACUCAGCAGUCUCAAGCAAGGCUACCGAACCCUACCACUACUUGAUUCGAAUGGCGAUCAAUACCUCUUCUCGACUCUAUUCUGUCAUAUCAAGGUGCACCCUACGACUAGUGUUUACCUACCAAAAGCUUCGGAGAGCAACGGUGGCGAAGCCACUGUGGGCAAGUUGAAGCAUAUUAGUCGAAAUGUGUUUAACCGAUCAUCAGCAAAUAGCGCGAAGUCCAGUUUCGACAAGAGUAGCGUCGAUGGUGGCUAUUCUGAUACAUCCCAACAACCCCUUGUCUGA